AUGGAAGGUACAGAUUGGAAACAUGUUCGCUUGUUCUUGUGGGUUGUUCCAAGAACCGUCUCUACGGCUUUGACUAAAUGUCUGAGUGCCAUCGAUGGUAUGAAAGUCUGGUUUGAAUGCUUCACAACCUGCAGCACAGCCAGGAAGCAAUAUCAGCUAGUUACUGGUGAAAAUUUGCCAAUGGAGUAUAAGGGAAAUGAAGAGAAGGCUCGGCAUGCAGCCGAUAUCCUUCAGCCGUUGCUCGGAGGCGGCACAGUUCAACCAGAUCAAUUGAUGUAUGGCAAUGUGAAACGGAAAAUAGAAUCGUCCGCAAGUAAAUGCGUAUUGGUUAAGGAGGGCUACUUCGCUUUUCCUGAUGAGAAAUCAAGAGAUUACUUGCCAGCAGGUUUUAAACAUGUCUUCCUAAUUCGAGAUCCGUACAAAGUUUUGACCUCCUACAAGAAAGCGAUGACCAUCCAUCUGCUGAAAACUGGUUUGUUGACUAGUGAAUCUGUGAAGACAUUUAAUCUGGAAAAGGAUGAUCCUGUCUUAAAUGCCGGUGAGUUCUUUAGAGGCAUUCAUGAUAUCUGGAAGUAUAUUCGUGGCAACGUAGAUCCCAACGCGGUCGUCAUCAACACUGAUGAUCUGUUGGCCAAACCUGCUGAGGUGCUGAAGAAGUUCUGUCACCUGACCGGUCUUCCGUACAGUGAUGCCCUUCUUCAAUGGGAAGCCUCUCUAGAUUUUAAGGCAUCGAAAGAUGGCUUUGACACCUUCUAUGAAACGGCAAUUAGCUCAAGUGGUUUUCUACCACCUAAGCCAACUCCGUGUCGGGGCAGUCUGGCACCAGAUGUCAUCAAGCUUGCUGAAGCAUCCAUGCCAUACUUCGAGGAAAUUAACAAACACAAGAUAUGA
Molecule: messenger RNA, 891 nt
Organism: Lytechinus variegatus (green sea urchin)
Lineage: Eukaryota; Metazoa; Echinodermata; Echinoidea; Temnopleuroida; Toxopneustidae
Exons: 2
Coding region: 1-891 (296 amino acids)
Source: RefSeq, a predicted model, not a curated record